AUGGAGAUAGAAUCAGCUUUCAAGUAUCUCGAGAGCUUCAUUCUCCUGUUUUUGAAUCUGAACGCAAAUGUAGUACUCCUUCAGGUUUCUGCUCUUUCCUUCUUUGUUUUCCUCGAUAGCGAUCUCUUGGACAAUGGCUGCUACAGAAGGAAUGGCCAUCGUUCGCAAUUGCUUAGACAUGUACGGGCAACGGAUUGUAACCUCGCAUGCAACGAGCCAGAAAUUUCAGAGCAAAUCGAACCAGAAGUGGGUUAUUUCUACGAAAUUGAUCACACGAAGCUACCACCAAGAUCCCCUAUUCAACUGAAAUCAAUUCGUAUAGUCAUGGUAACUGAAAAGACUGAGUUCAAUGUAUCAGUGAAGUUUCCGAGUAACCUCUCUCUUCGAACGUACUUCAAUAAAGACUCAUCGAGCGGAAGCCCCCAGGAUCUCGCCGGGAAAGUGCAACCAGCUCUAGACGAGCAGUUCGUUAUGGGAUCAGGACUAGCGAGCAAAAUUUUCACGAGACAAGUUCCAUCUUCUGAGAUAUUGAAACAGAAGCACUUACAGAGCUUCUGGUCGGUACCUCCAAAAGUGACUGAAAGCCCAAGUUGUGUUGCCAAAGAGAGAUUACUGGAUGACACUGUGGUGAAGGGCACAUGUUGGUCGGCUCUAAAAUCUGCAGGACUAGUGCACUGGGGAGUGCGCAGGCAAGUGUCGUUCAUUGGACGGCACAAAGAGAAAACGACACAACCAAUUUGGGCUUUGAGAGAAGAAGAGGAGGAUGAGGAGGAAGAAGAAGAAGAGGAAGAGGAGAAUGAGGAAGAAGAAGAGGAAGCAGCAACAGAAAUAAUAACUGAAGAGACGAAAGAGACAACUAGGAAGAGGAAGCGUGACACUUCGAGCAGGUUUCGAAAGACAAAAUCAACACGAAAACGUGUGAGAGAGAAAACAAGCGGUUGCAACACUAAACGAAAGAAGUCCCUGAAGGCGUCCAAGAACAGGUGGUCCACGGAGAGGUAUAAGCUGGCGGAGCAGAAAUUGCAUGGGAUAAUGAAAGAGAAAGGGGCAGUGUUAGGGCAACCGAUGCUUCGGCCAGCAUUGAGGCAGGAGGCUCGGAAGCAUAUCGGUGAUACAGGGUUGCUAGACCACCUACUGAAGCACAUGGCUGGGAACGUUGCGCCAGGAGGCCAGGAACGGUUCCGUCGAAGGCAUAACCCGGAGGGUGCAAUGGAAUACUGGCUGGAGAGCGCGGAUCUGGUCAACAUUCGGAAGGAAGCAGGAGUGAGCGAUUCUUACUGGGUUCCACCACCUGGAUGGAAGCCUGGCGACAGCCCAUCUCAACACUGCGAUUGUUCUAGGGAGCUCAACCUUCUCAAGGAAGAAAUCGCCACUCUCAAGAGGUAUCCGAUAAUGCAUAUUCAACUCGAGCAACAGCUCGUUGAAUUUUCCAAAUCUUUGAACAAAAUGCAGGAGGAGAUUCAGAAGCUAUCCGCAUCUUCAAUGCAAGUGGAGACUGCAAGAUCAGCGGUAGUCGUUGAAGAAGGAGAAAAGAAAGGAGGAAAAGAUACAGAUGCAGCGGCUGAGAAAAAAGAAGAUGGAAAUAGGGCAGAAGCGGAAGGUGUGGCAAUGCAGGAGGAGAUUCAGAAGCUAUCCGCAACUUCAAUGCAAGUGGAGACUGCAAGAUCAGCGGUAGUCGUUGAAGAAGGAGAAAAGAAAGGAGGUAAAGAUACUGAUGCAGCGGCUGAGAAAAAAAAAAAUGGAAAUAGGGUAGAAGCGGAAGGUGUGGCAAAAGCAGAAAAGAAACAAAAGUUGCGGAGUGGGUUCAGGAUUUGCAAGCCGCAAGGAACGUUCCUUUGGCCCAACAACAUGGUGGGCAGCAGCAACAUUUUGUCCCCUGCCUCACUUGCACAGGCCCAGGUGGUGGUACAGGUCGAGGAUCUUCUCAUGGUCCCCACCCCUCCCUCUGUCUCUUCUGCCACGUCCAAACCCAGGCUUUUCACCAGCGUCGCUCCUCCUCUCCCUGUUCCUACCGGCGUCGCUCCUCCUCCCCCUACUCCUACCGGCGUGAUUACCGCUUGA
This is a messenger RNA of Telopea speciosissima, 2061 nucleotides long. Its product is annotated as protein DYAD-like. The record is from RefSeq and is a predicted model, not a curated record. Gene Ontology annotation, biological process: meiotic cell cycle; meiotic sister chromatid cohesion; reciprocal meiotic recombination. Bases 1 to 2061 code for a protein of 686 amino acids. NCBI's taxonomy places the organism in Eukaryota, Viridiplantae, Streptophyta, Magnoliopsida, Proteales, Proteaceae. The transcript is spliced from 8 exons.